Messenger RNA from Saccostrea cuccullata (small rock oyster), 609 nucleotides. RefSeq lists its product as uncharacterized. The transcript has 2 exons. The record is from RefSeq and is a predicted model, not a curated record. NCBI's taxonomy places the organism in Eukaryota, Metazoa, Mollusca, Bivalvia, Ostreida, Ostreidae. The coding region runs from base 64 to 609 and encodes 181 amino acids.
GUCAAUUUUGAUGUAAUAAGAACUGCAGACUUCCCUGAUGAAAUCGUUCAUAAAGUGGGCGAUAUGAUCAAUUUCAAAUCAGAUUCAAUCCGACAUGACGUCAUGUACGCCUUUGUUACGGAGUGUCUGGUGGAGGACAGUGAUCUAGAGUUUUUCCUGACCACGGCGUCACGUGACGUGGUCUCAGAAUACUGCAGGUCGUGGGAGUAUGAAAGGAGUGAAGGAGAGAGAUGUCUGUUUGUACCGAGCAUGCCCGAGAAGAUGUACGACCUCUUUAUAGACAAACUACAGCUGGACAUCAUCACACACUGUACCGUGUCUGACCAAAAUAUUCAUGAUAGGAUCAAUAAACACUUUGGUGUCCCUAGAGAAGUAUUGCAAUGGGACUGGAAGGCCAGAGAGCGAUACGUGAAAUACACAAAGCGAGGAACAGAGACAGUACACCAUGCCCGGGGGAUGAUCGUAGGAUGUGCUAGGGCGGGGAAAACCACACUUCUUAAACGUUUACUAAAUCCAGAAAGCAAGGAGAUACCGAACAUGCCAUCAACACAAGGCCUAGAAGUACACGAGGAAAUAUUCGAAAUUUGUGAUGGAAAAUUGAAAGGUUAA